This is a messenger RNA of Glarea lozoyensis ATCC 20868, 1014 nucleotides long. Its product is annotated as Clavaminate synthase-like protein. NCBI's taxonomy places the organism in Eukaryota, Fungi, Ascomycota, Leotiomycetes, Helotiales, Helotiaceae. The record is from RefSeq and is a predicted model, not a curated record. The transcript has 2 exons. Bases 1 to 1014 code for a protein of 337 amino acids. Gene Ontology annotation, molecular function: dioxygenase activity.
AUGUCUACUUCAUUCUCAUCCCUUCCUAUCAUUUCUCUCUCUUCAUUGUCUAAAGCCUCAUGCGACGAAGCAGAACUAUUGAGACUCUCAGCUGAAUUAGAUCAUGUAUUCUCCACGACCGGCUUUGCAUAUUUGACUGAUCUUCCUCUCACUUAUACCCAUGAGGAUGUGUUUGGAAUUUGUGAUGAAUUCUUUGGACCAAAUGGAGUUUCUACCGAAGAGAAAAUGAAACUGGCUAAAAGAACAUUCGUUCCGGGAAAUAAAAAUACAUAUCGAGGUUAUUUCCCCCCUCAACAGGGCUCCGAUAACCUCAAGGAAGGGUUCGAGCUCGGCACACCUUCAACACUCCCAUCUUCAAGCUCUCCUAACCCUAAGUUCAAUCUCACAGAACCAAACGUAUUCCCAUCUUCUCAGAGCUUCCGCACCAAAUGUGAAACUCUUCACACAGAACUCCAAAACCUCUCAACAAAACUCCUUUCGCUUCUCGCGGUCAGUCUCGGAAAGCCAUCUACCUUCUUUGAAAACUACCUCACAAACUCCCUCAGCACUCUCCGACUCCUGCAUUAUCCGCCUGUUCCUGCGUCUCGUCAACAGGAGCUCAUCUGUACACCACACACCGACUCUGGUAUUCUGACUUUACUGCAUCAAGACUCGACAGGCGGGUUGGAAGUGCUGAAUUCUAAAAAUGAAUGGAUACCAGCGCCAUAUGUACCUGGGAGUGUAGUCGUCAACAUUGGAGAUUUGAUGGCGAAGGUCAGUGGUGGGAGAUGGGUUGCUACGUUGCAUAGAGUCAGAGCCGCCAAACGAAAUGCGGAUCAGGUGAAGGGAAGGCAUUCGGUGCCAUUCUUUUUUGAACCGGGAGCUGAGUGUGUUGUCAGAAGUUUGGAUGGCGAGGAGGUCAUUUAUGGAAAACACGUGGUGGAGAAGAUGAGUGGGUGGGUUGAGUUCCAGGAUGUUAUUGAGGAGGAAGAAAGUGGCCUGAGAGGAGUACCGAAAGCUGUUGAAGUCUACUAG